Messenger RNA from Physella acuta, 17320 nucleotides. RefSeq lists its product as uncharacterized. Gene Ontology annotation, molecular function: nucleotide binding; DNA-directed DNA polymerase activity; DNA binding. Gene Ontology annotation, biological process: error-prone translesion synthesis; double-strand break repair via homologous recombination. NCBI's taxonomy places the organism in Eukaryota, Metazoa, Mollusca, Gastropoda, Physidae. The record is from RefSeq and is a predicted model, not a curated record. Gene Ontology annotation, cellular component: zeta DNA polymerase complex; nucleus.
AAAUGUGUUUGAUAGAGGGCGCUAGGGAAUUUUAAUGUUGGCUUUCAUUCUUUGCACAUCUCAUCACAAAUUCAUUAAGCCUGUUGAAAUCUAACUAUUUGAAAAUUGUUUUCAUCUGUCCCAACUCUACUAUGCUAAGGCCACUUGUACUUAUUAACAAAUGCCUUUGCUAGCAAGACUUUAAUGAGAAUUAACAUAGAAACUGCCAAUGUUUAUAAUGGCCCAUAAAUAAUAACAUAUUUCCCUAUGUUAGAGGAAGCAGCAACUUAAGCACAAACAUGUGAACAAGGCACUUUCUUUUCAUUGACAACUGUCUGCAAGCUCAUCUCAGAGGUUGUUAUGUUUUCACUACGUAUUGUGACUACUAGCCACUAUCAGGCAGUACCUAUACCUGACUUGGAUCCAACAUAUUCAGAGUUUCGGGGCACUGCUGUGAAGCGAGUACCUGUGCUUCGAGUUUUUGGAUCAACACCAGCAGGUCAGAAAGCUUGUAUGCACAUUCAUGGUGUGUUUCCAUAUUUGUACAUACCAUACGAUGGGACUCAGCCUUUGGACUCCUACCUGAGGCUUUUUGCUGCUAGUGUGGAUAAGGCCUUGAAUAUUGCUAACAGAUCCCCCAACUCUAGUUUGCAGCAUGUUUACAAGAUCUCACUUGUUACGGGAAUACCCCUCUAUGGUUAUCACCCUCAAGAAGAGCAGUUUCUCAAGAUUUACCUCUAUAACCCAAACAAUGUCAGAAAGGUAGCAGACCUACUGCUGGGAGGGGCAGUGAUGAACAAAUCAUUUCAGCCCCAUGAAGCUCACAUACCCUAUCCAUUACAGUUGUUCAUUGACUACAACCUGUAUGGUAUGAACUUCGUCAAUGUGAAAAAUUUAAAGUUCAGGAAAAAAACAGAUUGUAAUUCAGCUGCAGAUAUCUCUAAAGAAUUGAAAGUGAAUGCAAGUUGCACAGAAACACCCACCAGGCAUGAGAAUAUAUCUCUUUCAUCCUCUUCUAGUAGCCUGUCAUUUUCACAAUGGAUUUGGCAUGAGGAAAAUAUGAGCAGUGAGUUUUGGCUUCCAUCAUGUGUGGUCAGACAGAGUAGCUGUGAAUUGGAAGUUGAUGUCGUUGCUGCUGAUAUAACUAAUACAGCUGAACUCUCAAAAAAUGUUGGCACAAAUCCUGGUCUGGCUGCAUUAUGGGAGGAUGAAAGACAGAGAAGGAGAGACAAUGGUGAAUGUUCUCAGGUGGAGCCUGAUACCUCACAAGAGAGAUCAAGUUUGGUUCCAUCAAACUCAGAGAAAGAACUUUUGAAAAGGUUUCUGGAUAUAGCAGCCAUACAGUCUACAACUAGAUCCUCCCAGUUAGACAGCUUAUCACACAGUUGUCAGUCUUUUGCUCAUGUCCCAGCAUCUCAGCUGAUGGAUACCUCCACAGAUGAGUCUUUGUCUGGUUCUCAGAGUUGGGAGCAGCUGAGUGGUGUUAGUAUUAAUGAAGCAAUGGUCAAUGUGGAGUCAAUAGAGAGGGUUGUUUCUAGCAGUCAGAGUUUUUCAAGCAAUACAUCAAACAAGUCUUACUCAGAGUCCCCAGACAAGAGCGUGACAGACAUCCUGUCAGCACUGUUGAGAGAAGCAGCUUGUGCCCAGCUGGAAGAUGAAGAUAGUAUACUAAACCAGAGUCUAGCUGUAGAAGAGGAGGAUGAAACAUUGAGCAUGUCCCAGGUUCUGGAGCACCAAGAGGAAGAAACAUUGAAGUUGGGUGAGCCAAGCCCUGCUGUAGACAGUGAUGAUGAGAUGAGCUUGGAUGAUGAUCCCUUGCCACAGUUUGAUGGAGCCUCUGACAAACUCCCUGGCUCUGAGAAGAAAAGUUCAAGUCCUGGAGCAACAAGUCCAAGCCUGUUGGCAGAGCAUGAAGAGCCAGGAGAGGUGUCUGUGUUAGCUGGCAGCACAAUGUCAGCUGGUCCAGCCAAUGUUCCUGCCAGCCCACUGGCCAGAAGUUACCCUGCUGAAGCUUGGCAUGGCUGGUCAACUCCCUCUAUGGCCAGCUGGUCCCAAGCUCCCAGCUGGCACAAUGCCUCUCCCUACAGUCAGUCCAACACUUUUAACUUCCAGUCCCCACCCUACCCACAGCAACCAUUUCAGAGCCCUUAUCAACAGUUCCCUUACCAGAGUCCUACACCACAUCCAUACCUGUCCCCUUCCUCAAGUCAGAGUUAUCAUUCUCCACAAUCAUAUCAGUCCCCUACUACAAGUCAACCCUAUCAGUCCCCUACCACAAGUCAACCCUAUCAGUCCCCUACCACAAGUCAACCCUAUCAGUCCCCUACCACAAGUCAACCCUAUCAGUCCCCUACCACAAGUCAACCCUAUCAGUCCCCAACCACAAGUCAACCCUAUCAGUCCCCAACCACAAGUCAACCCUAUCAGUCCCCUACCACAAGUCAACCCUAUCAUUCCCCUACUACAAGUCAACCCUAUCAGUCCCCUAGCACAAGUCAAGCGUAUCAGUCCCCUUCCACAAGUCAACCCUAUCAGUCCCCAACCACAAGUCAACCCUAUCAGUCCCCAACCACAAGUCAACCCUAUCAGUCCCCUAGCACAAGUCAAGCGUAUCAGUCCCCUCCAGCUGCAGCCAGCCACUACCCCCCCCUGAAGCAAGCAAUGAGUGGCCAGGCUUUCCCAGCCUCAUCUCAAGUGUACCAGUCAGCCAGCGGCCAUGUGUACCCCCCUCCCUACCAGGCACACAACUCUACCCAGCCUUGCCUGACCAGCUACCCCUCAGCCAGCCAAGGUUUCACAUCCCAUUCCCCCCCCUCUCAGUAUCCUGACUAUUAUUGUGGCAAGGCUGCUGGGGCAGCACUCAACCAGCUCCCACCUGGCUAUCAGAGGCAACACUCACUGGAGCAGUCAACAGCUCAGGAACUAAGGUCGGCUUCACAUGAGCGAAAGUCAGCUAGCCAUUGUCACCUAGCUCAGGAGCAAAGGGCAGGGGGCCAUGGUCAAACAGCCCAGGAGCAAAGGGCAGGGGGCCAUGGUCAAACAGCCCAGGAACAAAGGGCAGGGGGCCAUGGUCAAACAGCCCAGGAACAAAGGGCAGGGGGCCAUGGUCAAACAGCAGAGGAACAAAGGUCAACUAGCCAAGGUCACACAGCGCAAGAGCAAAAAUUGUCUAGCCAAGGUCACCCUUUAGGAUCCCCAGUAGAGUUGAGUGUGGAUGCAAGAGCUAAAGCUAGUCUGGAGAACCCAGAAGUAAAAACUGUUGGCUUCAAGUCAGCCACCAGCCAAAUAGCUGCAGUCAGCAGACCAUCUGCCAGUUCAGGUGAUCUCAAGUUCCCCAGUUCACUCAAUCAAUCUACUGCUGCCUCGACCAAAAUCUCCACAUUGGAGUUCAAGCCUGGUGUGACUUGUGAGCAGAGCACUAAGCUGGAGACUGGUGCACAGGACGCCUGCACUUGUACUCUUUCAUCAACUCCCAUGAUUCAACAGUUGCUCAUGGAAGAAUCUCCAAUGAGAAUUCCAAUAAAAAAAGAAGACAGAGAAGCAGUCAUGAAGAAGCCAAUGCUAAGUCCUUCCCCCAAAGUCAAGAAAAAAAGUAAAGCCAGCCAAGCCAGACCCCGCAGCACUAGUCUCUCGUCUCCCCAGCCUCCCCCUGUAGGCCAAGCUUUCACCAAGUCAAUGCUCAGCUCUCAGAUGAUGCCACGGCCCAGCAGGUCUCAUUCUAUUUCACUGCCAUUCUCUCCUGACAGCAGACCGGCAGCAUUCUCUCCUGACAGCAGACCGGCAGCAUUCUCUCCUGACAGCAGAAAGCAAGGUUUUGUACCCAGCUGGCCCCAGCAGCCGAUGCAGCAGGAGUGGAACCAGCAGCAUGGCUACCCAGCCCAUUGGCAGCAGCUGCAGCACUGGGAGCACCAGGGCCAGGGCUCCAAUGGCAGUUGUGGCCUGAUGGGGAGGCUGCAGCACAGGUCAUUCAGUGCAGAUGCUGCCAUGUCUCCCUACUACCAAAGCCAGCUGACCAGUGGGGGGGCAGACAGCUCUCCCCAGAGCACUGGUGGCCAGACAGGGGAUAAAUCCUCCCUGUCCAGCCUGCUCCAGCUGGUCUCUGAUGUUGGCACACAGGAGAGUGGCUGGGACCCCUCUAGCACUGGCCUUUACAGCUAUCAAUCCCCUCAGUCUUCUUGCACAUCAGAGCUCAGGCAGGCCAGUCCAGCUGUCAAAGAUUUGAUGGCUCUAGAGUUGAGUGCUGGCUUAGAUCAAGUCAAGUCUGAAGACCUAGAUGAAGCAAGUGCUGGCAGUCAGCUUAAGCCAGCAGAGAGGAACAAUUACCCAUGUGUGGGCAAACAAAGCCGCCUCAAGAAGCUUGGUUUACCUUAUAGGAACUCCCUUGAGCAUGGUGCCAACCCUUCCUACACCUACACUUUUCAUGUGCCCACACCAGUCUUCAAGAAGCUCAAGUUCUAUAGGGGACCAGAGUAUCGUAAGCAUAAUUUUAAAGUGGUUAGGAUGCAUCCAAUGGAUGCACGGCGCUACAGUUUGUUAAAAAUUGGCAGAGAAAUGGUGAAGGUGAGGCAACUGUCUGAGGCUGACUUGUCUAGGUUUGGGGUCCAGCUGUCCAGUUACUCAGCAGAUGGCUCCACUAACAGGGUCAACCUGGACAUUCCCACUGGCAGCUCUGACAAGAGGGACAGCAGCAGCCAAGACAGCAGUCUCAGCAAGUUUGACACAGACUUUCCACCUAACAAAGUUGCUCCACCUAGCUCUUUCCAUGCUACUGCUAGACAGGUGGCUUCAUCAAGGUCAAGGUCUGCGUCCAGGAACUCUGAGAGGUCAAGAUGCCAGGCCAGCCAUCAGCUCUCAGGUUUUAGCCCUCAGAGUUUGCCUGAGCUGGGAGAGAGAAGCUAUGUGUACCCCAUGCAGCCAGGCCCCAGCAGGCACUUCCUGACUGCAGGCUUCCAGCAAUACACUGACAAGAGAGGGGACCAGCCCACCCAGCUGGACCAUACAAAUCAUGUACAGGAGGGCAUGUACACUUACAUGCUACAACAUCAGCAACCCCAAUUACAGGCGGGAUUUACAAGUUCCAACACACAGGCGGGAUUUACAAGUUCCAACUCACAGGCGGGAUUUACAAGUUCCAACACACAGGCGGGAUUUACAAGUUCCAACACACAGGCGGGAUUUACAAGUUCCAACUCACAGGCGGGAUUUACCAGUUCCAACACACAGGCGGGAUUUACCAGUUCCAACCCACAGGCGGGAUUUACAAGUUCCAACACACAUGCGGGUUUUACCAGUUCCAACACACAAGCAGAGUUGACGAGCUACCACCCGCAUCAAAAAAACGAGUUGCGUUCCCUGGGCCAGCAUGGGCUAGCAAGCAGAAUUGAUGGUGGACGUGUCUAUGGCCACAGUGGUGAGCACACCACUGGCACCUCCACUGUCAAUACCCAGGUGAACGCACGCAAGUGGGACAGCCAUGCUGCAUAUUUGGUCAGCAAGACGCAAGACAGCACCAGUGCUCAGUCUGAUGCCAGAAACUUGUCAGAAAACAGUCCAGACUGUCAGCCAGAGCCGACCAAGAAACAGAAAAGGAUGAAGAGAAGUCCACAGUUAGCUGUAGACAAGCCCAGGAAACUAAGGAACAAAUCCAUCCAGGCCAAGGAUUUAAAAAACAUUGUCUCCUUCCCUGUAGCAACUCAGCGGGGCAGGAGGAAUGGAGAAAUGAGUUUGAGAAAACAUGAGGCCAGUCCUGGCUGCCAACUAGAGGAGCACUCCAAGCCCAGGCGGCGGGGGCAAACAAGGGGCAUGGGUGGACAGAAGGAGAGGAAAAAAACACCUUUAAAAGAAGGAGUGCAUUACAUUGUGAUUGGAAAGUUCAAAGGUCAUCAAGCAAUGGUUAUAAGGAUGCAAAGAGUAGAUGUUAAACCUACUGAAGUAGUCAGUGCCCAGGCCUAUCAGACUCUGUCCUCUAAAGAUAUUGUUAGGACAGCUACACUAAGUGACAGGACACAACUCAAGUCUGACAAGACUGCUCCAUCCAAACUAAGUCAAAGAUACACACAAAGCCAGUUUCAGUUGUACAGGAAGUUUCGCUCCUACCAGCUCUCUCAGCUGGAGUUUCAACCUGACAGCCUGCCAUGUUGUCCUGACAGCCAGCCGUGCUGUCCUGACAGCCAGCCAUGCUGUCCUGACAGCCAGCCAUGCUGUCCUGACAGCCUGCCAAAAAACGUGGUUGCUGGCCCCAAGACUGGGGCCAGUAAAUCCAAUGUGACCUGCAUAAAGAAAGACAAGUUUUUCUCCAAGUUCAAGCAACAUUUCCUCAGUCAUUGCAAGUCCAGAGAAUCUCCUAGUGACCCUUGCUCUGACAACUUCUUUACUGGCAUUGAGCAGCGUAGUUUUUCCUGUUUCCUGAGCAGGUUGGCUGCCAACCUGAAGCAGCUGCAGACAGGGGAGUAUUCCUCCAGCUCUGAUGAUGAGGACGACUUCCUGGAGGAGAUGAUCUUAAGAGGGAAACUGGCAGGACCCCAGCCACAAACAUGGACUCUACUGAGAGGAGCUUUUUGUAAAGCUCUGCUCACUGAAGAAUCAUUUGGCUCUAGACAAAACAAAAGUCUGCUGAGUGAAGAAUCAUUUGAUUCUAGACAAAACAAAAGUCUGCUGAGUGAAGAAUCAUUUGGCUCUAGACAAAACAAAAGUCUGCUGAGUGAAGAAUCAUUUGGCUCUAGACAAAACACAAGUCUGCUGAGUGAAGAAUCAUUUGGCUCUAGACAAAACAAAAGUCUGCUGAGUGAAGAAUCAUUUGAUUCUAGACAAAACAAAAGUCUGCUGAGUGAAGAAUCAUUUGGCUCUAGACAAAACAAAAGUCUGCUGAGUGAAGAAUCAUUUGGCUCUAGACAAAACACAAGUCUGCUGAGUGAAGAAUCAUUUGGCUCUAGACAAAACAAAAGUCUGCUGAGUGAAGAAUCAUUUGAUUCUAGACAAAACAAAAGUCUGCUGAGUGAAGAAUCAUUUGGCUCUAGACAAAACAAAAGUCUGCUCACUGAAGAAUCAUUUGAUUCUAGACAAAACAAAAGUCUGCUCACUGAAGAAUCAUUUGAUUCUAGACAAAACAAAAGUCUGCUCACUGAAGAAUCAUUUGAUUCUAGACAAAACAAAAGUCUGCUCACUGAAGAAUCAUUUGGUUCUAGACAAAACAAAAGGGCCCAUUUGGAAUCCAGAUGUGAAAAAGAUGACUUUCUGAAGCGCCAGAUGGCGUUUUUUGAAGAUAUCUCUUCAGACUCAGAUAGUGGUGACACUAUUAUUAUUGAUGUGAAGGAGCACUUCUCUUCUGUGCCUCAUGUUGUUAGGGAUCAUCUGCUAGGUCAUGAGGCAAUAACUGAUACAACAGGUCAUGAGGCAAUAACUGAUACAACAGGUCAUGAGGCAAUAACUGAUACAACAGGUCAUGAGGCAAUAACUGAUACAACAGGUCAUGAUGCAUUGACUGAUACAAAAAAUUAUGCAUCAAUGACUGAUACAAAAAAUUAUGCAUCAAUGACUGAUACAAAAAAUCAUGAGGCAAUGACUGAAAGAAAAGGUCAUGAGUCAAUACAUGACACAAAAGGUCAUGAGACAUUGACUGAUACAAAAGGUCAUGAGGCAAUAACUGAUACAAAAGGUCAUGAGGCAAUGACUGAUAGAAAUGGUCAUGAGGCAAUGACUGAUAGAAAAGGUCAUGAGGCAAUGACUGAUACAAAAGGUCAUGAGACAAUGACUGAUACAAAAGGUCAUGAGGCAAUGACUGAUUCAAAAGGUUAUGAGACAAUGACUGAUUCAAAAGGUCAUGAUGCAAUAAAUGACACAAAAGGUCAUGAGGCAAUGACAGAUACAAAAGGUCAUGAGGCAAUGACUGAUUCAUAUGGUCAUGAGGCAAUGACUGAUUCAAAAGGUCAUGAGGCAAUGACAGAUACAAAAGGUCAUGAGGCAAUGACAGAUACAAAAGGUCAUGAGGCAAUGACUGAUUCAUAUGGUCAUGAGGCAAUGACUGAUUCAAAAGGUCAUGAGGCAAUGACAGAUACAAAAGGUCAUGAGGCAAUGACUGAUUCAUAUGGUCAUGAGAUGAUGACUGAUUCAAAAGGUCAUGAUGCAAUAAAUGACACAAAAGGUCAUGAGGCAAUGACAGAUACAAAAGGUCAUGAGGCAAUGACUGAUUCAUAUGGUCAUGAGAUGAUGAAGAGUCCAUUAUUUCUAGAUGAUGAGAUGAGCACUACAAGAGUAGAAGUAAGUCACAUGAGACCGGCUCAACUAGUUAGCAGAGAGAAGUCAUCCAGGGAGAGUCGACUAACUAGCAGGGAGAUGUCAGCUUUGGAGACUUCAAUUGGUGAUGUUCUAGAAUUGACUAGUGAGCCCGGUUCACUGAGUUGGGAGCAGAAAGCUGAAGGUUGUCUCCUGGGAAGCUGUUCUAUUGCAACAAGGGCUGAAACCUUGCCAAAUGUAAACACAGCUGAUCCUGGGAGAAAGAUUCCUCUCAAAAAGGGGAAAACAAACAGGGUGAAGAGAAGUUCAUUGCAGGAUGAAGGCAACAGCAGCUCUAAUGAUGAAACUUGCAUGGACACUCAGAAAUGCUUGAGAAGAAAAAAGCAUGUCAAGUAUGCCUUUUAUCCAGAAGCAUUGGACACAUCAGGUUCAGAUUCUUGUGAAGUGAGUGAUGAAGAUUACACUUACCCAGGCCAGAUCUCCAGACAGAGCAAAACUAAAAAGGCUUUGGGAACUUGUAGCUUGGAUAAACAGGCCAAAAAAAGCCAUGGCUUUAUUCCAGAUGAAAAGCCUGGCAAAACUGGAGCCAAAGCACGUGGUAGAAAGAAAAAAUGUGGCAAGCUUUUGAAUAGUUUAAGCUUGUUACACAUGGCAACACUAGCCAACCUGACUGACAUCCCAGCCCAGUCAGACAGACACGGCACAGCUGGGGGGAGCAAUGAAAACACAGCCCCAGUCCAAGCUGCUGCCUCUCCUGCACUCUCCAACAAGAAAAGAUGCAAGGGCAACACUGGCCAAAGGUUGAACUCUAGCAGCAGAAAUGUCUUGAACUUGGUCCACCGGCAAGCCAGCCUGAAACCUGGCUGUAAUGGUGCUUCACAUCUGGGCACCAGACCUCUGCCCUUCAGUAGACUUGUCUCUUCCUCACCAGUUCCAUCCAACUUUACAUUCAGCAAUUCUGAGCUCACAGCUUCAGAGCCGCAGUCUGCUCAGGAAGAGAUAACCACGGCUAGCACUCUUCAACUUUUGGAGAGUAGAAAAGCUCAAGUCAAUUGUGCCUCCUUUUCUAUGAAAGAUAUCUUGCGCUUGGCAACUCCUGAUGAGUCCAUGGACUCAGAUAGCAAAGAUGGCUUCCCACAGGUUAAACCCCCUGAACCAAAACGUGCACAAGUCAAAAGUACCACAUUGUCAAUGAAUGACAUCCUUCAAAUGACAAGUCAAGCUGAAGAACAGGAUGGGUCUGCAGUCCUUUCAGAUGCCAACAGCAAGGGUCCUGAGUUUGGUGUCCUUGCAUGUGCCGACACAUUAACCCCCCUUGAUGUCAAUAAGCAGAUGGGUGAGCUCAGUGCUGAGAAAUGUCAGAGAGCAACUGAAGAAAACACAAGGCCAACCAUGCUACACAAGACAUGUGCCUUAUUUCCUUCUUCCAGCUGCUCACCCCCUCAGGCAGUGCUAGUGCUCAGGCAAGCAGGCCAGACCACGGCUUGCAACUCCCCAGCCGGUCAGCUCGUCCUGCCCACCAUCUCUGUCACAUGCCAUGCUGGACAGCCCAGCCAUUUGCCACACAAACAGAAAAAUCCAAAAACUUUAAAUCUCCCCCCAGAAAAUGGAAGAGCAGAGCAAGUGAAGCCUGUACACUCCUUACAAAUACCUUCCUAUGGAAUGGUAAGCAGCACUAGCUAUGGAUCCAGCCCACACUUCCUCUACCAUAGGCCAUCUGAUGACAGCAGCCACCCCCUCAAUCUGUCCAGCCAACCUCCACACAACAGCUACUCCCCUGUUACCCCCACCUCCCCCAUCUCUCCCCACUUGCACCUUAUGGAUAAAAGCUCUGCUCCACCAGCCAUAAGCACAAGUUGUGAGCCAGCCAUAGCUGCAGCCAAACCUCUCUGGUACCCAUGGCUGACAGCAGAUCCUCACUCCAAGGUGCACUCUGCUGGUCUCAAGAACAACGGGAGAAAAGUAGAACAGCUGAGAAAAGAUGGUGCUAUGACAGCACAUAGCAUGGAACAGCUGAGAAAAGAUGGUGCUAUGGCAGCACAUAGCAUGGAACAGCUGAGAAAAGAUGGUGCUAUGACAGCACAUAGCAUGGAACAGCUGAGAAAAGAUGGUGCUAUGACAGCACAUAGCAUGGAACAGCUGAGAAAAGAUGGUGCUAUGGCAGCACAUAGCAUGGAACAGCUGAGAAAAGAUGGUGCUAUGACAGCACAUAGCAUGGAACAGCUGAGAAAAGAUGGUGCUAUGGCAGCACAUAGCAUGGAACAGCUGAGAAAAGAUGGUGCUAUGACAGCACAUAGCAUGGAACAGCUGAGAAAAGAUGGUGCUAUGACAGCACAUAGCAUGGAACAGCUGAGAAAAGAUGGUGCUAUGUCAGCACAUAGCAUGGAACAGCUGAGAAAAGAUGGUGCUAUGACAGCACAUAGCAUGGAACAGCUGAGAAAAGAUGGUGCUAUGGCAGCACAUAGCAUGGAACAGCUGAGAAAAGAUGGUGCUAUGACAGCACAUAGCAUGGAACAGCUGAGAAAAGAUGGUGCUAUGAAGAUCACUUGCCAAAACAUAUUUGUGGACAAGUUAAAAGAGUAUGCCAACAAAGUUCAGCCAACCGAAUCUAAGGAGCCACCAGCCAAGGUUUUGGGAGAGCCAUCAAGACAGCAGAGCACUAUGGACUCAUCAAGACAGCAGAGCACUAUGGACUCAUCAAGACAGCAGAGCACUAUGGACUCAUCAAGACAGCAGAGCACUAUGGACUCAUCAAGACAGCAGAGCACUAUGGACUCAUCAAGACAGCAGAGCACUAUGGACUCAUCAAGACAGCAGAGCACUAUGGACUCAUCAAGACAGCAGAGCACUAUGGACUCAUCAAGACAGCAGAGCACUAUGGACUCAUCAAGACAGCAGAGCACUAUGGACUCAUCAAGACAGCAGAGCACUAUGGACUCAUCAAGACAGCAGAGCACUAUGGACUCAUCAAGACAGCAGAGCACUAUGGACUCAUCAAGACAGCAGAGCACUAUGGACUCAUCAAGACAGCAGAGCACUAUGGUCGUAAUGAGCGAGCUUACCUCAGGCUCCCCAAUAGACCUGAGCUGUCAUCCAAAGAAUCAAAUCUGCCCCAUUAUCAAUGCUAGAUCUAGUGGAAAGUAUCUGGAAGAACUUCUUCUUCAUGGGCAUGGUUGGAAAAGUAGGAUUGUGGAUGAUUAUUUGAGGAAAGGAGUUGACUCAGACCUGAACUAUGAAACAGGAGAGAGUACAACUGAUGGAAAGAAAAGAUCGAGUGUUAUGAGUGACUCAGGUCCCUCUGUCAGUGGUCCCAGCCUCAGAGCCAGCUUGCCAGAUGCACCAUCUGAGGGAAGUUUACCUCAAGGUACCAGGGUAGGCAGCAAAACUUUGAAAGCAACCAGCCUGAGUGAUGCUGAUGUUGUCAUCCACCCCACUCAACCUGCCCCUGACAAAGCUUGUGUAGAGUCAAGUUUACACAGGCUAGGCCUACCAUCUGUGCAAGCAACAUCAGUUUUUUGCAGCGACCUUCACACUCCUGAUCAAAAAUUGGAACUUGGGGGCAAAGUUUUAAAAGUGGAUUCUAGAAGGCUCUGUCAAAUGUCGGAGUUCACCAUCUCUGGCCGGCAUGUACUAGGACUAAAGAAGUGGCGUGUCAAGACUGAGAGGAGAAUGUUGAGUGAGCAGCAGCCUGACCUACAGGUUGCUGCUCCUGUCUGGCCCCCACCACGGCAGGACACUGUGCUCAAGUGGCUGGCUGCUGGCAACAAGCAGCAAACAAUGGAACACUCUGCUCUUCAUCCAGGGGACAGUUCAGCUGAUGAUUCCUUGGUUUCUUCACUCAGCUCACUAGCUGAUGGUGCCUCGCCAUGUGGGCCAUCACCACUGAUUGCUUCAGACUUGGAUAUCUGCUCACCCCACAUGUCAGACAAAUCAUUUUCUCUUUUGCUCACCAAAACCCCAAUUACUUUAGGCAAAAGAAAAUCAAAGUUGACUGGAGUGAAUCAAACCAAAACAUAUUGUAACAGUCAAGAAGAUGUAUCAGCACUGUCAAAGAAAAUAAGAAAAACUGAGAACAAAGAUAGGUACCCAUCUCUAAGCAGCACACCUGUCAACUUCCAUGUUGACUUAGGAGAUGGUGCAGACAAAAGGCAUGUCCUGACACAGACACAGCGAAGAGACUCAAGCACUUUGACUACAGAUGUAUCACAGAUUGAAGGGCCAACACCUAAAAAUACAUUUGGGUUCAAAAUUGCUCAGACUCAUGUGCAAGAUUCUAAAGCUAUUCAUAAGUUCCAGUAUGUGAGCACCCUAUGCCUAGAGCUUCACAUUGAAACAAGAGGUGACCUGCGUCCAGACCCUGCUGUUGAUCCUGUGCUGGCACUCUUUUAUUCAGUCCUGGAUGAUGUGCCUGCAAGCCAGAAGAAGAGCAAGCUAACAGGUGUUGUGCUUGUGGAUCUAGCCAAGGUUUCCCCAAGUCAGAAAAGUCCCCUAUCUGAGGGGCUGUUGGACAAGUGUGCUGUGGAUGGCCUUGAUGUCAGUUACGUCCAAGAUGAGUUGGACUUGAUUCAGACAUUUUCUCAACUUGUGCUAAGGUGGGACCCUGACAUCCUAGUUGGUUAUGAAAUACAGAUGCUCUCUUGGGGAUACCUGCUCCACAGAGCUGCUCACCUCAACAUUGAUCUGUGCUCUCAGAUAGCCAGGAUUCCAGAUGAAAAGGAUAAAAACACAUUUGAUGCAGAAACCAAUGAAUGGGGCGCAGCUUAUACAUCAGAAAUUCAAGUUGCUGGGAGGAUAGUAUUGAACAUGUGGAGAGUUAUCAAACAUGAGGUUGCUUUGAAUGUGUACACAUUUGAGAAUGUUGUCUACCAUGUUCUACAUCGUAGAAUUCCUCUCUAUUCAUUCCGCUCUCUGACCCGGUGGUACACCAGCAAGACAUACCUUCAAAGAUGGCGGGUAUUUGAACACUAUGUGAGACGAGUAAAAGGACUUCUAGAAGUCAUUGACCAGCUGGAUCUCAUUGGGAAAACCAGCGAGUUCGCCCGAGUCUUUGGAAUAGAAUUCUAUGAUGUUUUAGCCAGAGGAUCUCAGAUUCGAGUGGAGUCGAUGAUGUUGCGUCUGGCCAAACCUUUGAACUACGUGGCAGUGUCCCCCAGUGUCAGCCAGCGAGCAGGCCAGAGAGCUGCUGAGUGUAUCCCACUGACCCUGGAACCAGAGUCCCAGUACUACACCAGUCCUGUAGUGGUUCUAGACUUCCAGUCACUCUACCCCUCAAUCAUGAUCGCCUACAACUAUUGCUUCUCCACAUGUCUAGGACGCUUGGAAUGCUUAGAGAACUCACAUGAGGGUCCUUUUGAAUUUGGGUGUUCGUCUUUAAAUAUUGAUCCAAAGAUACUUUCAAAAGAAAAAGACAAUGUUACAGUGUCUCCCAAUGGUGUAGUCUUUAUCAAAUCUUCGGUACGCAAAGGAGUUUUACCCAUGAUGGUUGAAGAAAUUCUUAAGACUAGGUUAAUGGUGAAGAAAUCAAUGAAAGCAUCCAAGGAUGAUAAGAUAUUGACUCGCAUGUUGGAUGCUCGUCAACUCAGCUUAAAGCUAAUUGCUAAUGUGACUUACGGCUACACUGGAGCCAGUUUCUCUGGCCGCAUGCCCUGCAUUGAAGUGGGAGACAGUAUUGUAAGGAAAGCAAGAGAAAGUCUGGAGCGGGCCAUUGAUCUGGUGUCUACAACUAGCAGAUGGGGGGCCCAGGUCGUCUAUGGUGAUACUGACAGUCUCUUCCUUCACUUUCCUGGCCGCAGCAAAGAUGAAGCUUUUAGCAUUGGCCAGGAGAUAGCAGAUGCAGUGACAGCAAUGUUUCCCAGCCCCAUCAAGUUGAAGUUUGAGAAGGUUUACCUCCCAUGUGUUCUUCAAACAAAAAAACAUUAUGUAGGCUUUAUGUAUGAAACACCAGAUCAGAAGGAACCUGUAUUUGAUGCUAAAGGCAUUGAGACAGUCCGCAGGGAUUCUUGUGCUGCUGUUUCUAAGAUUCUAGAGAGAUCCAUCAAAAUUCUUUUCACAAGCAAUGAUUUGUGGCGUGUGCAGCGCUAUGUCAGCCAGCAACUGCAGAAGCUUGUCAGGGGGAAGGUUAGCAUGCAGGAUCUCAUCUUUGCUAAAGAAUUCAGAGGAUUGAUGGGCUACAGGCCUGGUGCUUGUGUACCUGCACUGGAGAUAGCUAGAAAACGUUUAAAAGUGGACCCCAGGUCUGAGCCGCGGGUGGGGGAGAGAGUUCCCUACGUGAUUGUCCACGGUAGUCCAGGCCUGCCUCUGAUCCAGCUGGUCAGGGAGCCGCAUCAAGUGCUACAUGAGCCGGCCCUGAGACUCAACACUACCUACUACAUCAGUAAACAGAUCCUCCCUCCACUGCAGCGCCUCUUUGGUCUCAUUGGUCUCAAUGUCUUCAAAUGGUACCAGGAUAUGCCUAAAGUCAUGAGAUGUGAACCCAUGCUGAGAGCUGGCAUUGCUAAACAGGGCACCAUCUCCCAGUUUUUCAGCACAGAGAGCUGCCCAGUCUGUGAGAAGCAGACCAAGACAUUUGUCUGCCAAAGCUGCGCUGCCAACCCACAGAUGGUCUGCUCUGUCAUUAGCAGGCAGAUCUACAACUGGGAGAAAACUAACUACAGACUAACUCAGGUGUGUUUGAUGUGUCAGGGUACACAAGAUGGCAGACAGCUGACCUGCAUUUCCCUUGACUGUCCUGUCAUGUUUCGCCGUGUCAGAGCCCAACUAGACCUGUCAAGGGCAGACAACCUCCAGCUGAUGUUGAACCAAUUGUUUUAAUGGGCACCAUUCUUGGGCUCAGUGCUGGAGUAGAACUAUUGAGUUGAUAGACUGAUGCCUUCAAGCUUUAUGCUCAACUUGUUCCCCAUAGAGAAGUAAAUCUCAGACUGAACUUGAGAAAGUUCAUUGAACUUUGUGAUCACCAGCUGACUUGAUCACAAACUGAUCAUUUUUUCACAGCCUUAGCUGAAGUUUUAUUUUCAUCUGUGUUAAGGGCAUGGACUGGUGAUGAAUACCAAAAUGCUUAUUUAUAAACCUAAUGCUAUCAUAUCUAGCAUAUAGUAAUGACUCAAAAAGUUAAAUACCUAAGAAAACGUUUUAAUAACAAGCUUUUAUGUACUAAUGCACUAAAAAAUAGAAAAUAAAUUAUACACUAGUAUUUAAAAAUCUAUAAAGAAAAGCGUGUGUUACUUUAGUAUCUAUUGGAUAGCUUUACUAAUAUUUAGGAAGAGACCCACGCUUUUCUUAAUAGUUUUUUAAAUAGUAGUGUAUCAUUUAUUUUCUAGUUCAUUAUUACAUAAAAGCUUGUUAUUAAAACGUUUUUUAAUUUAUGGAUUUUUUUUUCAGUACUUUAAAUAUUUAAAAUUUUCAAUAGAGUUGCAUGACUAAAAACCAUGCGCACCUAAUGAACGUGAUGACGCAUGUCUAACAGUGCGGAAUAGUUUAAUGCGACAGCCUACUAAUUUGGACACAAUUUUAAUUAAUUCAUAAAAAAUAAAUCAGGCAACCAAUUAAGUCAAAUUUAAUGUCAUGUUGCAUUGUCUUCAUGUCUUGACCCACAUGCCAACGUUGAAACAAAUCUGCCAGUUUAUUUUAAAUUUCACUCUGGCGUUGAAACAAAUCUGUCAGUUUAUUUUAAAUUUCACUCUGGCGUUUGGAUCUAGACAGACAAGACUGACAACAGAGGAAUCAAGUUAAAUAAAAGCUUGUAUAAGAAUCCUUGUAAUAAAGUAUACACUUCUAUUUAACUAACUAUGAAGAAAAGCGUGUGUCACCUUUACUAAUAUUUAGGAAGAGACCCGGGCUUUUCUUUAUAGUUAUUUAAAUAGUAGUGUAUGAUUAAUUUUCUACUUUUUAGUGAAUUAUUACAUAAAAGCUUUUCAUUUACAAAAGAGUUGCAUGUCUAAAAACUAUUGCGCACCUAAUGAACAUGAGAAAGCGCGUAUAAUAGUGCAGAAUAGUUGGAUGAGACUGCCUACUAAUUUGGACAAAAUUUUAAUCAAUUCAUAAAAUAUUAAUUAGGCAUCCAAUUAACUAAGUCAAAUUAUAUGUCAGAAUGCAUUGUCUUCAUGUCUUGACCCACAUGCCAACUUUGAACCGAAUCUGUCAGUUAAAAGAGCAUAAAAUUUCGCUCUGGCAUUUCGAUCUAGACAGACAGAGACAGUAAUUUUAAUUAAAGCUUGUAAAAUGGGUGAAAAUUUCCUGCCGUUGCCAUGGUGAUGGUGGCCAUCUUGGAAAUGUUUUUAACAUUGAAAUAACUUUCUUAAUUAUUAAAGUUGAUUAAAAUUUUAUCUAAUUAUUCUGUAUAGAUAUACCAACAAAACUGAUACAAACAAAUUUGUUUGGUUUUUCUUUUACAGUUAAAAUUGUGUAUUAUUUGCACAAAUUUUGAAUUUUUAAAAAGUGCUUUUAAGAAAAAAAAUUGUAAAAAGAAAAGUAUUUGAAAAUUGAAUCCAUCAUGAUUGUUACCAACAUGCAUCUCUAUAGUCCUGCAAGUUUUUAGUGAAUUCCCAUCCGCCAUCUUUGAGUUACUUUUUUAUUUUUAGACUUUACUCUUUUUUGUAUUAACUAUAUGCUAAAUAUUAGGUUUAGAAAUAAACAUUUUGGUUUUCAUCACCCGCCUAUGCCCUUAAGCUGCCUCAAUUAGAAUCUCCCAUCAGUUGAUGACUGGUUCAGAUAGCUUGGGUUGUUGUCAUAGUAUCAUCCCAUCUAUUUACAAGUUAAUGGUGCAUAUUGAAUGCAGGCCACUCUUGAAAGCAUAAUACUCGUCCAUGAUAUGUCCUCAUUGGCUGCUGAUGGUAGUUUAGAUCUCUAGAACCCUGUCCUCAACUCUUUGAUUGAUCAUCUUGUGUUUUUUAUCAAGUUGGUUUGUAACUUAUUUCAUUUGGGCACACAUCUCUAUGUUGUCAAUGGAAGAUAAUUUGGUGUACAUGUAAAACAAAUGACUUUGUAUACAAGUAUAAAAUGAUUGGAUGACAGAGUGAUCUUGAGAGAUGUAACCUUGUGAGAGCCUAAAUAUUGUACAGAUUAAACCAUGUAGACUUAAUUUUCUGUUCUUCUUCCUGUGGUCAGAGGAUGG